Molecule: messenger RNA, 3138 nt
Organism: Hyla sarda
Lineage: Eukaryota; Metazoa; Chordata; Amphibia; Anura; Hylidae
Product: solute carrier family 23 member 2-like
Exons: 12
Coding region: 204-2039 (611 amino acids)
Biological process (GO): transmembrane transport
Cellular component (GO): membrane
Molecular function (GO): transmembrane transporter activity
Source: RefSeq, a predicted model, not a curated record
AGAGGCUAGGUUCACCCCCGAGCGAUGAUGACAUAGCAGGAACUCGCUCGGCUCUGCUGUGCUGCUUUACAUAAUCACACAAUUACUUUUCCUCAUUCAUUACUGAUUGACUUGUGGUGGGAAACAAAGAGGAGCCGGAGCCUGAGAUCAGCUGGGGAUGAGCCGGGAGCUGUGACUGAUCAGUAUCACAAUCACCUGGAGACAUGGAGAAGGAGAGCAGCGGCCGGGACAACCCCACGUUUGAGAUAGAAGAUGUCAAUCAUUAUAACAUCAUGUCCUCAUAUGAUACCAAAGACCCCGGCCUGGAGAAGAAAACAAUUGGUCAGAUGGACAACGACCGGAACAAGUUGGCGUAUACUGUGACGGACGUGCCCCCCUGGUACUUGUGCAUCUUCUUGGGUAUCCAGCAUUAUCUGACCGCCCUGGGGGGGAUUGUCGCUAUCCCACUGAUCUUAUCCACGGACCUGUGCUUGACCCAUGACCCCCUGACACAGAGUCACCUGAUCAGCACCAUCUUCUUCGUCUCCGGGAUUUGCACUCUCCUGCAGGUUCUCUUUGGGGUCAGGUUACCGAUCUUACAAGGAGGAACUUUUACCUUCUUGACCCCGACCCUUGCCAUGCUCUCGCUUCCCAAGUGGAGAUGCCCAGAAUGGACCCAAAAUGCCAGCCUGGUGAAUGCAACGUCGCCAGAAUUUGUGGAUGUUUGGCAGUCACGGAUACGGGAGGUUCAAGGCGCCAUUAUGGUUGCAUCCUGCUUUCAAAUCGUAGUUGGAUUUUCCGGUUUGAUAGGCUUCCUCAUGAGGUUUAUUGGUCCCUUGACAAUCGCUCCGACUAUAACUCUCAUCGCUCUUCCCCUCUUUGAGUCGGCUGGUGACAAAGCGGGAACCCACUGGGGGAUUUCGAUCAUGACAACGUUCUUCAUCGUUUUGUUCUCUCAGUACCUAAGGAACGUUCCUCUCCUAAUCCCGUACUACUCGAAAAGUAACAGGAAGUGGCAAUUCUCCAGAUCACACAUCUUCCAAAUCUUUCCGGUUCUUCUUGGUAUCUCCAUUUCUUGGUUAAUCUGCUACAUUCUGACUAUCACCAGUGUCCUCCCCUCCAAACCGGAGACUUAUGGGUAUUUUGCUCGUACUGAUGUCAAAGGGAAUGUCUUGUCUCUAGCUCCGUGGUUCCGCUUUCCUUAUCCAGGCCAAUGGGGGAUGCCUACCGUCAGUCUGGAAGGAGUGUUUGGCAUCUUGGCCGGAGUCAUUUCAUCCAUGGUUGAGUCGGUGGGAGAUUACCAUGCGUGUGCCCGUCUUUCUGGGGCACCACCCCCGCCAAAGCAUGCAAUUAACAGAGGAAUCGGGAUAGAAGGGAUCGGCUGCUUAUUGGCCGGAGCCUGGGGUACCGGAAAUGGGACCACAUCGUAUAGUGAAAAUGUCGGCGCCUUGGGAAUCACAAGAGUUGGCAGUCGAAUGGUGAUCAUUACCGGUGGAAUAAUGAUGCUGCUUUUGGGCGUGUUUGGUAAAAUUGGUGCUGUCUUUGCCACAAUCCCAAAUCCAGUGAUCGGUGGGAUGUUUCUGGUGAUGUUUGGAGUAAUAGCUGCUGUCGGGAUGUCUAAUUUGCAGUACGCCGAUAUGAAUUCCUCAAGGAACAUAUUCAUUGUUGGAUUCUCCAUAUUUUGCGGCCUUACUAUCCCAAACUGGGUGAACAAUAAUACGGCACUUCUAGAGACGGGAAUCAUUCAACUAGACCAAGUCAUUCUGGUGCUGUUGACCACAGGUAUGUUCGUAGGCGGAUUCCUAGGAUUCUUUCUGGACAACACUAUACCAGGUACAAAGGAAGAAAGAGGAAUAGCUGCAUGGAAUGAAGUCAAUGGAGAGAUGGAAGACCACUGUUCCGAUGUCGACGAGGUCUAUGACCUUCCAUUUGGCAUCGGCACAAAAUUCUGCACUUCUUCUUGGCUCCGAUAUGUUCCUUUUUGUCCGAAACCCAGAGAGUUACCUCUUGUGAUUCAUGAGAACAACAAUCAAAAUAGCUACAUAGAAACUAACCACUGAAUGUUCUCAAAGGGCCAAGGAGCUUUAUAUCAAGAACAAUACACACAGUACGAGUAUGCUCGGGACCUUCUCAGGGUGCCUUCAUAAUCACUGGAGGACUUUAAAGCUGAACAUUGUAGACUUCAGAUGGCAUGGAUGUUCACUGAGCGUCUUGUCACGGUUAGUUUUCAUAUGAGCAGCAACACAGGUCCUCUGCUGCACACGAUUGGUUAGGAGACCUCCACAUAUUCAUCUUCUGAGAGGGUGACCCCCAAGACGUCAUCCAUACUGGAGAGGUCCCUUUAAGACCAGUUAAUGUUGACACCUCUAAUUAGAACUUGACGACUCUUAAGAAGAAAAAAAGCUUUCUUUAAGGGGAUAUAUUUAGGACCAAAUGCCAACUGUGCCAAUCGCUGGAGGAGCCUCGGGUCCAUGUUCUGAAGGCACUGAGGAAAUGUGAUCAUCGAACACUUGGUCUCUUGACUUGUGAUCGAAGGGAUGUAAUGUGCCAUAACAAUUAUCCUGUGUGUCCAGGUGACCAGUCUGUAACUAUAAUACCGUGAUACUUCUUGUACGAAGUUUAUUAAACCAUCCAUUUUGGGAGAAAAUACUUCUGAUUCAAGUCUACUGUUAUACUUAUCUGUAUGGACGAUAGAGACAAGUGGCCUAGGUCACUUUUGGUCUAGGUCUCAUCGCGCAUACCUCACAUUUUAUCUGGACAUUGAUCCACCAAAAUUAACUGAAGGUUCAUUUGGCUUGAGUGCUCCAGAGAAUGUGGAAUUUUGGGAGAGUACCUGGAAGCCAACAACUAGGUUAUAUAGAACAGAUGGCCGCCAAGAGUAGUCAGGAGUGAAAUUUUCCAAGGCACCAGAAGGGAUCCUAGAUGACCUCAAGGCCUUUCUUUAGUUUGCAGAAUUUCUGCCUUUGAUCAGCAGCCGUGUUAUAACUACAAGUAAAGGACCUCCAAUAGACUACGACAUCUAACCCUCUAACCUAACCACGUACCCUUCCUUCACAACUCUGAGACAUUUGGCAACAAGUCUCACGUUAGCUUCAUGAUCCCACACACUAGGGAUCUCCCAUUUAUUGUCUGUGAGCUUUACAUUUUUUAGUAUCCUUC